AUGAACAUAGAAAAUAAUAAUGUUUUCAACAACAAUAACAAUAACAACAACACCGGCGGCUUCAUGGAAAUGGUCUUUGAGAAAGAGCCAGAACCCGAUGAGAGAACGCAAGGAGUGACAGAAGCGGAUCAGCGACUGGCGCGGAGGCUCAUAGAAGCAGGUCGGGUGCCAAACAACAACCUACUCAUCCCAGAGACUGGAAAUACGGAGGAGACAGAAGUUCAGGGAAAUGCAGGAUACAACCCCGCCCCAGGGAUUGACGACGAGAUGGAAGUCCAAGGAAAUGCAGGACACAACUCAGAGAACCAGGAGCGCACGAAGAAAAUGACGAGAGCAGAAAAGUAUGUCCAAGGCAAUACCCUGAUACACAAUCAGAAUGGCCAAAGUGGGCGAGCAACCAGAUCCGGCGCAAAGACCGUCCUCAAGUGGUCAGCGCUGGACCAAAGACUGAGUAAGGCCUGCAGAAUUGCCGCUUGCACAGUCGAGGAGGUCCAGGGGAAUAAUUCGAUGCCGAGCCCUUAUGCGCCGACUGUCAGCUCGGUCGAAGGCGCUGAUCCCUCACUGUACCUCAAAGUCACUUGGCAGAGCAUCGCUCAUCUCUUCUCCUAUUACAUGGACGGAACCGAAGAAAAUGUGAAUAAAGUCAAGGGCCAAACCAACAGCGAGAAAGAGGAGAUCAAUGAAGAAGAUGAUGACAUGGAAGAGGACAUCGCAAAGGAGGAGGAGGGCAUCGCGGAGGAAGAUCUGGAGGAUCGCGAAGAGGAACUCGAAACCAAUCGCUCUACCAAAGACAAAAAUACCUCCAAUCGUAACGAAUGGCCGGUGAUGCCCAAAUUCACCAAGGGCAAAGUUGUCUACAUCCCUAUUGCUUUCUUGCAUGCAUUAGCUGCAAAGCAAAAUCCAUGGCCUGAGCUCACAAGCAUGAGAAACGCCCCCCGUGACGACUUGAAGAACGGACCUCUCAAUUUCAACGCAAAAAAUGUCAAGCUUUUUACUGCAGCGGAUAAAUCAGGAGUUAAUGCUUCCUUCACCCGAGUAAGCGGAUAUAAUCGUCUUUGGGUGGCUCUCCGCGACGGGUUAGGCCGUCUGAUCUUCUGCUUGCACGACAGCUCCUGGUCAUGGCACCACUACACAGAGGCCAACCGGCUCAAGAUUGCGUGGAGAUUUGCUCUAGGUGCCAUCACACCUCCCUCGGGGGCCGGUGGAGGCAAACCGCCGCGGUACCAAGUGGUGCCUGUGGGUGAGCUGAAGAUCAAGAUAACAGCUGAAGGCGAAGAGCGAUGGCGGCACCGCACUGGCGGGGCUCAGGCUUUGUUCACGACCUUUAUCGACGAAAUCAACAAGAAAAAGAAAACAAACGUGGAUGACGGAAAGGUAUCUCUUCACACUGAGGAUGGCAUCCCGACUGGCUACCGUCUGCUUUCAGAAGAUCCAUUUGGUCUUUACAGAACAUACAUCAGUGUCGAAGGCUAUAACUCCUAUAUGAACUUCCUGCUGCUCGGUGCUGUCACGCAAGACAAGGAGGUUGAAACAUAUAGAUCUCGUAGGAAGAUCAUCGACACUCGUGCUCUCCCCAAGAGAUUGGAGAAAACCCAAGAAGAAAAAGAAAGGAUUGAAAAGGAAAAUCAAGACCCGAAGGAUAAGAUAAGCCCGUUGGACAGGACGAGGAUCAACCAGAACUCGAUGAAGGCCAAGGAUAAGAUAUUGACAGUCGGUAUUUUACAGGCAGAUAUGGACGUCAUCCGGAGAAAUGGUAGGGACGCCAUCAAAAGAGGCGACACCCGGGCCAAAGUCGAAGAAAAGUCGUCCAGAGACAUCCAAACCUUGACCAUUAUAAAUGUGAAUGCCCGGAAAAUCGAACUGGCAAAAGGUCGACGCCAGUUCGAGACAAAAGAUCAAGGAGACGUCAUGGCCUCUAGCGCACCAGAUACAGCCAGAAAACUACUCGACUGGCAGUGGAUCGAUCCCAAAAGUCGGAUCAUCGGACGCGUCAGAACCACCAAACGGCAGACGGAUUACCAUCCAAACGAGAUGUUUAAUGGCCUUUACAUUGCCGAGUGGCUGCACCUAUCUGCAUACUCUUGGGGUGGUCUCGCCGAUGUUCAACCAGACGCCACGGUGGGUAAAGAAGGAAGCAGUCAGAUCCAUCCGAAUUUUGUCCUUGGUACCUCGGAGACCAACUCAGCCAUGACCAGAUGGGAAAAGGCUUGGCAAGACCUAAUAGAGCAUGAGGGCGAGCUACUCAACGCAGCUGGCGAAAAUGGCAGAGCGUACGGUGGUCAACUCACCAUCGUUCGCCACCCAUUCCGCAAAAUCUCCAAAAAAGAAUCCACGGCUAUAGUAUCCGAGUCCGAUGAAAACAAGGGAGCUUCCAGUACUGGGAUGCAGGGGUUAGACGUUGAACAACCUGGGCCCCAGAAUAACGGAAACGAACAGAAGCCCAAUUUGAAGAUACCUGCCAAGACGGGAACCAAGGUGUACGCAUCCUUCCUGCACGAUGUUGCGCAUGAACCUGCUGCGAACAAACCCGGGAUUAUUCAAUGGGCUCCCGAAAGCACGCAGCUGGAUAAAACCCUCCAGCGAGCGGCAAAGGAGUUCCGCUGGAUCUGCUACCAGUUCGACUACGACCUUCACAUCAAUGCUGUCAGCAAGAUCCUUCGCCGCCGGGACGGCUUCAAGGGCAGCACCCGGUUCUACCCGUUCCGAAGGAUGCUGUAUCACAAGAUUGAGCACGACCUGGACGCAAAAUUGUGGAAGGACAUGCUGAACGAAGCUCUUACGACAACCUGGACUUUAUAA
Messenger RNA from Trichoderma atroviride IMI 206040, 2799 nucleotides. The record is from RefSeq and is a predicted model, not a curated record. NCBI's taxonomy places the organism in Eukaryota, Fungi, Ascomycota, Sordariomycetes, Hypocreales, Hypocreaceae.